Molecule: messenger RNA, 1339 nt
Organism: Batrachochytrium dendrobatidis JAM81
Lineage: Eukaryota; Fungi; Chytridiomycota; Chytridiomycetes; Rhizophydiales
Exons: 3
Coding region: 253-1281 (342 amino acids)
Biological process (GO): regulation of transcription by RNA polymerase II; endoplasmic reticulum unfolded protein response; phospholipid biosynthetic process
Cellular component (GO): nucleus; endoplasmic reticulum
Molecular function (GO): transcription corepressor activity
Source: RefSeq, a predicted model, not a curated record
GUAGAGUCAGGUGUCAAGACCAUUACAAAGCCAGUAUUUGACACACUUGAGCCUGCAUUGACUCCUUUGGAUAGGUUUGCUUGCAAUCAGUUGGACAAACUUGAACGUUCUGUUCCUUACAUUUUUGGAUCACAUACAAAAGAUCAGCCAUUGCCUGACAAGAAUGAGCAUGUGAGUAAAACAACACAUUCAUCAUUCACACCAGCCAAUGUUCAGCCAGUUCCACCAUUUAAAUUGGCUCCGGUUUCAACAAUGCACCUAUCACCAAGUCCGAGAUCUGCUCCAUAUAGCACCUCUUCAUCUUCCAGGCAUUCUGAUUUAGGUUUUAGCCCGGCCAGUUUGUCAUUGCGCUCCAAUUCAAGUGAAAAACCAUCAUCGCCUAGCUUACGGGUUGAGAGAAAACCAAGAAGCAGGCUUCAUCAGGUGGUAGUUGGUAUGGGAGUCAGCAUGGGAGUCUUUUCAAAUGACACACUUCGUGUUUUGAAAUACUGUCUGCAUUAUCUUCAACAUGCAAUCCAGAACAUUGAACGCCAAAUGGCUAUUCUUACUCACCACCUAAUACAUUCUGGUGGUUCACUCUCCCAUCUAGUUGUUGGUCACGAAGGAAGUUGGUCUGCUACUCCAGAUGCUGUUGUCACAACUAGAGGAGGAAAUUUGCUGGCUCUGCUUGAAUCUGUCAAACGUGAGAUUGUGGAGACUGUUCGUACGGUGGUUGGAAUGGUUAGCCGUCACGCUGCAAUGUAUCUUCCAGGAGAUGCUCGCCAAACUAUCCGGUCUUUUAUUCUUGAUUUGCCCAGUAGACUGGCAUCACUUACUCGCUCAACACCACCAAAUAAUUUGUCUGAACUAUCUGGAGAAGAGGUCGAGGUACAAGAAGCCCAGAGAGUACUGAAACUGGCAUCCGAAUCGUCUGCUAUGCUCAAGGGUAUAGAGCAAAUCUUUUCCCGAACGGCUGGAAUAGCAGAGCGAAUGCUCGAGCCUAGCGGAUCUACUGAUGCUGGCUCUGUUCCAAUGUCGGCAACGUCUUCAACUGGUAGCGCACAUGGACAUUACUCUACUUCCAAUGGUUCUAAUACUGCUGCUGUACGCAGAAAGCGACUCUGCACCACAACCAAAGUGUCUGGUAGUGACGAGGAUGGUGGCGAUGUAGGGUCACCAAUGAUGGAUGUGGGGGAUAACCAAUAUAUGACAACAUCGACUGAGCAAUCCAGUAAUAGUAUGGCAUCAUCCAUGGAUAUAAAUACCGAUAGAAUGGAUGUGGACAGUGCUCAACACCAUUAAGAUGCUUGUGGUUUUUAGUUUGUAAAAGUUGAGGUAGGUUGAAUAAAGGUUUACUAAU